Messenger RNA from Gavialis gangeticus (Gharial), 6651 nucleotides. It is a transcript of the gene MYH11, whose product is annotated as myosin heavy chain 11. The coding region runs from base 170 to 6094 and encodes 1974 amino acids. Gene Ontology annotation, cellular component: myosin complex. NCBI's taxonomy places the organism in Eukaryota, Metazoa, Chordata, Crocodylia, Gavialidae. The transcript has 41 exons. Gene Ontology annotation, molecular function: ATP binding; actin filament binding; cytoskeletal motor activity. The record is from RefSeq and is a predicted model, not a curated record.
UUUCCAGCAGGAGGUGGUUCCCAGGGCCCCUCCCCACUGACAGAAGCACUAUAUAGGGAGGCUGCAAAGGCAGAGAGGAUUUGGACUGUCCCAGCUGUUAGCUGUACAGGUUCCGGACUCUCCAAUUCACUCCCUGCUUCCCUAAUUGGACAUCUGUGACUAAGCCAAAAUGUCGCAGAAGACUCAAUUAAGUGAUGAUGAGAAGUUUCUCUUUGUGGACAAAAACUUUAUGAAUGACCCACUUGCCCAGGCAGAUUGGUCAGCCAGAAAAUUAGUAUGGGUGCCAUCAGAAAAACAUGGAUUUGAAGCGGCAAGUAUCAAAGAAGAGAAAGGCGAUGAGGUUCUCAUUGAACUGGCAGAAAAUGGAAAGAAAGUUACAGUCAGCAAAGAUGACAUCCAGAAGAUGAAUCCUCCAAAGUUUUCCAAAGUGGAGGACAUGGCAGAGCUGACUUGCCUCAAUGAAGCUUCAGUGCUGCACAAUAUAAGGGAGAGAUACUUCUCAGGUCUAAUUUAUACUUAUUCAGGUCUCUUUUGCGUCGUAGUAAACCCAUAUAAAUACCUGCCCAUCUAUUCAGAGAAGAUUAUUGAUAUGUACAAAGGAAAGAAGAGGCAUGAGAUGCCACCCCAUAUCUAUGCAAUUGCGGAUACAGCAUACAGGAAUAUGUUGCAAGAUAGAGAAGACCAGUCCAUUCUGUGCACAGGGGAAUCUGGUGCAGGUAAAACAGAAAACACCAAAAAGGUCAUUCAGUAUCUGGCUGUGGUUGCUUCCUCGCAUAAGGGCAAAAAGGACACCAGCAUCACUGGUGAGCUGGAAAAACAGCUUCUACAGGCAAACCCUAUUCUUGAAGCUUUUGGAAAUGCCAAAACCGUGAAGAAUGACAACUCCUCCAGAUUUGGCAAGUUCAUCCGCAUUAACUUUGAUGUUACUGGCUAUAUAGUUGGAGCAAACAUAGAAACUUAUUUGCUGGAAAAGUCCCGUGCUAUUCGCCAGGCUAGAGAUGAGCGGACGUUUCAUAUCUUUUACUACUUGCUCGCGGGAGCUUCUGAACAAAUGAAAAGUGAAUUAUUGCUUGAAGGUUUCAGCAACUAUACCUUUUUAUCUAAUGGCUAUGUGCCUAUUCCUUCUCAGCAAGAUGAUGAGAUGUUCCAAGAAACCUUGGAAGCCAUGACAAUUAUGGGUUUCACUGAAGAGGAGCAGACUGCUAUGCUGAAAGUAGUUUCAUCUGUCCUGCAAUUGGGCAAUAUUGUUUUCAAGAAAGAGAGGAAUACAGAUCAAGCUUCUAUGCCAGACAACACUGCUGCCCAAAAAGUAUGCCACCUGAUGGGUAUUAAUGUGACAGAUUUCACGAGGGCAAUCCUCACACCACGCAUCAAAGUUGGACGAGAUGUUGUUCAGAAAGCUCAGACCAAAGAGCAGGCAGAUUUUGCAGUAGAGGCUUUAGCCAAGGCAAAAUAUGAACGUCUUUUCCGUUGGAUUCUUGCUCGUGUAAACAAAGCUCUGGAUAAAACAAAAAGACAAGGAGCUUCCUUCUUGGGCAUCCUUGAUAUUGCUGGAUUUGAGAUUUUUGAGAUCAAUUCUUUUGAGCAGUUGUGCAUCAACUACACUAAUGAGAAACUUCAGCAGCUUUUCAAUCAUACAAUGUUCAUACUGGAGCAAGAGGAAUAUCAGCGUGAGGGUAUUGAAUGGAAUUUCAUUGAUUUUGGCCUUGAUCUGCAACCCUGCAUUGAGCUGAUUGAAAGACCAAACAACCCUCCUGGUGUCCUGGCUCUCUUGGAUGAAGAGUGCUGGUUCCCCAAAGCCACAGACACAUCCUUUGUAGAGAAACUCUGUCAAGAACAAGGCAACCAUACCAAAUUCCAGAAACCCAAACAACUCAAGGAUAAAACAGAGUUCUCCAUAAUCCACUAUGCAGGAAAGGUUAACUACGAUGCGAGUGCCUGGCUUACGAAGAACAUGGAUCCAUUAAAUGACAACGUGACUUCUUUGCUCAACCAGUCUUCGGACAAAUUUGUAGCAGAUCUUUGGAAAGAUGUUGACCGUAUAGUGGGGCUGGACCAGAUGGCAAAGGUGACUGAAAGUACCCUUCCUAGUGCUUCAAAAGCCAAGAAGGGCAUGUUCCGUACUGUUGGGCAGCUGUACAAGGAGCAGCUGACUAAGUUGAUGACCACCCUAAGAAACACGAAUCCAAACUUUGUCCGUUGUAUCAUUCCAAAUCAUGAAAAAAGGGCUGGCAAACUGGAUGCCCAUUUAGUGUUGGAGCAGUUGCGAUGCAAUGGUGUCUUGGAAGGCAUUCGUAUCUGCCGACAGGGAUUCCCCAACAGAAUUGUCUUCCAGGAAUUCCGCCAGCGAUAUGAAAUUCUUGCUGCAAGUGCUAUUCCUAAAGGAUUUAUGGAUGGAAAACAGGCCUGCAUACUGAUGAUUAAAGCAUUAGAACUUGAUCCCAACUUGUUCAGAAUUGGACAAAGUAAAAUCUUCUUCAGAACUGGUGUGCUGGCUCAUCUGGAAGAGGAGAGAGAUUUGAAGAUCACAGAUAUCAUUAUUGCUUUCCAGGCUCAAUGCCGAGGCUACCUGGCAAGAAAAGCCUUUGCCAAGAGACAGCAGCAGUUGACAGCAAUGAAGGUCAUUCAGAGAAACUGUGCUGCUUAUCUGAAGCUGAGGAACUGGCAGUGGUGGAGACUGUUUACAAAAGUGAAGCCCCUGCUCCAAGUCACUCGCCAAGAAGAAGAAAUGCAGGCCAAAGAUGAAGAGCUACUGAGAACUAAGGAAAGACAACAAAAAGCAGAGAGUGAAUUGAAAGAACUGGAGCUGAAACACACUCAGCUCUGUGAAGAGAAAAAUCUCCUUCAGGAGCAGCUUCAGGCUGAGACCGAAUUAUAUGCUGAAGCUGAAGAGAUGAGAGUCCGUCUAGCUGCUAAGAAGCAAGAGUUGGAGGAGAUCUUGCAUGAAAUGGAGGCCAGGAUUGAAGAGGAGGAGGAGCGGAGUCAGCAGCUGCAAGCAGAGAAGAAAAAGAUGCAGCAACAAAUGCUGGACCUUGAAGACCAGCUGGAAGAAGAAGAAGCUGCAAGGCAAAAACUACAACUUGAAAAAGUAACAGCAGAAGGCAGAAUAAAGAAAAUGGAAGACGACAUUCUUGUAAUGGAAGAUCAGAACAACAAGCUAACCAAAGAAAGAAAACUCCUUGAAGAGAGAGUAAGUGAUUUAACAACAAAUCUUGCAGAAGAAGAAGAAAAAGCCAAAAACCUUACGAAGUUGAAGAACAAACAUGAAUCUAUGAUUUCAGAACUGGAAGUGCGACUGAAGAAAGAGGAAAAGGGCAGACAAGAACUGGAGAAAAUGAAAAGGAAGUUGGAGGGGGAGUCCAGUGAUCUACACGAGCAGAUUGCAGACCUGCAGGCGCAAAUUGCUGAACUAAAGAUGCAGCUGGCCAAAAAGGAAGAAGAGCUGCAGGCCGCUCUCGCCAGGCUCGAAGAUGAAAUGGCUCAGAAAAACAAUGCCCUCAAGAAAAUCCGGGAGCUGGAAGGCCACAUCUCUGACCUCCAAGAAGAUUUGGACUCUGAGAGGGCAGCUAGAAAUAAAGCAGAGAAACAAAAGAGAGACCUGGGUGAGGAGCUGGAGGCCCUUAAAACAGAGCUUGAAGAUACUUUGGAUAGCACAGCCACACAGCAAGAACUCAGAGCAAAGAGAGAACAGGAGGUCACAGUGUUGAAGAGAGCUUUGGAAGAAGAGACUCGGACUCAUGAAGCCCAGGUCCAGGAGAUGAGGCAGAAGCAUACUCAGGCUGUGGAAGAGCUAACAGAACAGCUGGAGCAAUUUAAACGGGCUAAAGCAAAUUUGGACAAGAGCAAACAGACAUUGGAGAAAGAAAAUGCUGACCUGAGUACUGAAGUCAGGACACUAAACCAGGUCAAACAAGAUGUGGAGCACAAAAAGAAGAAGCUGGAGGUGCAGCUCCAGGAACUACAGUCCAAAUAUGCUGAUGGAGAGCGUGUCCGGACAGAACUCAAUGAAAAAGUCUAUAAGUUACAGGUUGAAGUGGAAAGUGUAACCGGCCUGCUCAACGAUGCAGAAAGCAAGACAAUUAAACUUACCAAAGAUGUUGCAAGUUUGGGAUCUCAGCUACAGGACACACAGGAGCUGCUUCAAGAAGAAACUCGGCAAAAACUAAAUGUAACCACCAAGCUUCGUCAGCUGGAGGAUGAGAAGAAUAGCCUGCAAGAGCAGCUGGAGGAAGAAGCAGAAGUAAAACAAAACUUGGAGCGGCAUAUUUCAACACUGACAAUACAGCUUUCUGACUCAAAGAAGAAGCUUCAGGAAUAUGUUGGCACAAUAGAAGCUCUGGAGGAAGGCAGAAAGAAAUUCCAGAAGGAAAUUGAAGGUCUCACACAGCAGUUUGAGGAGAAAGCUGCUUCUUACGAUAAACUGGAAAAAACCAAGAACAGACUCCAGCAGGAGCUGGAUGAUCUCAUUGUGGACCUGGACAAUCAGCGCCAGCUGGUCUCCAACCUGGAGAAAAAGCAAAAGAAGUUUGAUCAGAUGCUAGCUGAAGAAAAAACCAUCUCUUCCAAAUAUGCAGAUGAAAGGGACAGAGCAGAAGCAGAAGCUAGAGAAAAAGAAACGAAGGCUUUGUCACUGGCCCGGGCUCUUGAGGAGGCCUUGGAAGCCAAAGAAGAACUGGAGAGAGCCAACAAAUUGUUGAAAGCUGAAAUGGAAGAUCUAGUUAGCUCCAAGGAUGAUGUUGGCAAGAGUGUUCAUGAAUUGGAGAAAUCUAAGCGUGCCCUGGAGCAGCAAGUGGAAGAGAUGAAGACACAGUUAGAAGAGCUAGAGGAUGAGCUUCAGGCAACAGAAGAUGCCAAGCUUAGAUUGGAAGUUAAUAUGCAGGCUCUGAAAGGACAGUUUGAAAGAGAUUUGCAAGCCAGAGAUGAACAGAAUGAGGAGAAGAAGCGACAGCUGCUUAAACAGCUCCAUGAGUAUGAAACAGAACUGGAAGAUGAGAGGAAGCAACGUGCCCUGGCAACAGCAGCCAAGAAGAAAUUGGAGAUUGACAUUAAAGACCUAGAAGGCCAAGCUGACUCUGCUAAUAAAGGUCGGGAAGAAGCCAUUAAACAACUUCGUAAGCUACAGGCUCAGAUGAAGGACUUCCAGAGGGAGCUAGAUGAUGCUCGUGCCUCAAGAGAAGAAAUAUUUGCUACUGCGAGAGAAAAUGAGAAGAAAGCCAAGAGCCUGGAAGCAGAAAUUAUCCAGCUUCAGGAGGAUUUGGCUGCUGCAGACAGGGCUCGCAAACAGGCUGACCUAGAGAAAGAGGAGCUGGCUGAAGAACUUGCAAGUGCUGCUGCUGGGAGGACGAGCCUCCAGGAUGACAAGCGUCGUCUGGAGGCAAGAAUCUCCCAAAUGGAGGAAGAGCUAGAAGAGGAACAAAGUAACAUGGAGGCUCUAAAUGAACGCUUGAGGAAAACAUUACAGCAGACAGAGCAGCUGAAUAAUGAGCUGUUGGCAGAACGUGGCACAGCGCAGAAGAAUGAGAGUGCUCGGCAGCAAAUGGAGAGGCAAAACAAAGAGCUGAAGGCCAAACUGCAGGAGAUGGAGGGAAACGUGAAAUCCAAGUUCAAGGCUACAAUUGCUGCUUUGGAAUCCAAAAUUGCUUCACUUGAGGAGCAGUUGGAACAGGAGGGCAGAGAGAAGCAGGCUGCAGCAAAGGCGCUGCGCCAGAAGGACAAGAAGCUGAAGGAUGUCUUGCUGCAGGUUGAAGAUGAAAGAAAGCAAGCAGAACAAUACAAAGAACAGGCUGACAAGAGCAAUACACGAGUCAAACAGCUGAAAAGGCAACUGGAGGAGGCUGAAGAAGAGUCCCAGCGCAUCAAUGCAAACCGCAGGAAACUGCAGCGAGAGUUGGAUGAAGCCACUGAGAGCAGCGAGGCCCUGGGCCGGGAGGUGGCAACGCUGAAGACCAAACUCAGGAGGGGAAAUGAGCCCCCAACUUUUGCCCCUGCCCGCAGAUCUGGAGGCAGAAAAGUAAUUGAAAAUGCAACAGAAGUUUCAGAAGAGGAAGCUGAUUCAAGAGAUGGAGACUUCAAUGGAACAAAAGCCAGUGAAUAGAUAACACGCUUGCCAAUUACACUGCAGCCAGGGGGGAGGGAAGACCACAUCUAGCACUGUAUUCAUCUACUUUUAGUUCCAAUGCCACACACACUCCUAUGGUGAUAGAAGCACAGCUGUCUUCUCUCCAGUCUAUAAACUAAAGUUGUGUUGCAAACAACUGGUUAUCAGGAAAUGUAUUUUGAAACAGGGUUUCUUUAAAUUAAGAGUAAUUCACCUUAGGAAUUUUCAGAAUGAAAUUGAAUUCUAGCGUGUGAGACCAUUUAAAUCCCAGUGGACUGCAGUUCACACAACCACAAGUGUUACAGAAAAAGCCAUUGUCCAGUUAAACCUUUCCUAAUCCAGUCUACCCUUCAUUUUGUCUCAACUAUUCAAUUACUAUAGGCAUUCUCUUCUCCUGGAAGCUACACCCCCCCGAUGCACCAUUCACAAAAUGGAAGUGCCUUCUUUAAUCACCGAUUGAAAAAUAAAAUAUCAUUUGUUCAAAGCCAAAUGUUACUGUUUCAUGUGCACCUUGGAUGUGCUCACACACUAAUAAAUGGUUAUCAAUCACUAGA